Didymodactylos carnosus is the source of this 1810-nucleotide messenger RNA. NCBI's taxonomy places the organism in Eukaryota, Metazoa, Rotifera, Eurotatoria, Philodinida, Philodinidae. The record is from the annotation of a GenBank genome assembly.
AUGCAUUUUAUAUACGGUAUACCUAUUUGUCCGUUAUGUCCAUUAUAUUCUGAAAAAUCAAUUUCGGAUACUCAAGAUAAUGACGAUCGACGAACAUUAGAGAAAAUAACAUUGUUUUCUAAAAAAUUACGAGGACGUUUUACAAAAACGACUAAUAUUGAUGAACAUGAGGGAACAGAUGAAGAAUUUGAUGAAAUAUCAUUGGAUAUUGAAGAACCAAGUCCAAAUGCAUUCAAUGGUCCACGUGGAUCAGCAGCAAAUGAAAAUUUAUAUAAAGACGAUGGAACAAUAUCAAAAACAGGAAACAACGGAAAUGGUCCAGAGCCAAAUAAUGCAUUUUAUAAUUGUAUUGAUAGUGCACCAGAUAUACCAGAACGAGGAAAAGCUGCACCAUUGGAUAGUAUUCGACUGGAUAUGGGUAUAUCGGCAGGUAAACGAUCAGCGGGUGUGGCUAGUGCAAUUGGAAGACAUAAUUUAAAUGAUGAAGAUUUACGUACACAUGUUUACAAAAAAACGUUACAAGCUCUUAUUUAUCCCAUAUCUCUUACGACUCCACAUGAUUUUGAGUUUUAUAAUUUUACUCAUCCAACUUAUUGUUAUGAAUGUGAAGGAUUAUUGUGGGGUCUUGCAAGACAAGGUCUCAAAUGUCAUGAGUGUGGAGUCAAAUGUCAUGAAAAAUGUAAAGAUUUAUUAAAUGCUGAUUGUUUACAACGACGUGCUCAAAAGAAUGUUAAACAUGGUGCUGAAGAUAAAGCGAAAACUUUAAUGGAAGCUAUGCACGAAAAAAUGACGGUGAGAGAACGAACAAAACCGGCCAUAUUUAAAACAAUUAGAGAUGUAUUUAAUGUUGAUGAAAAAUCUCAUGUUGGUCAUAUGAAAGCCGUAAAACAAAGUGUACUUGAUGGAACAUCGAAAUGGUCGGCUAAAUUAGCUAUAACUGUGAUAAGUGCUCAAGGUUUAAUAGCCAAAGAUAAAUCUGGCACUAGUGAUCCCUAUGUUACUGUUCAAGUUGGAAAAGUAAAAAAACGAACGAAAACAGUUUAUUCCGAAUUAAAUCCGUCAUGGAAUGAAAAAUUUUUCUUUGAAUGUCAUAAUUCUUGUGAUCGUAUCAAAGUUCGUGUGUGGGACGAAGACAAUGAUAUUCGUUCAAAACUAAAUCGUCGAUUGAAUCGUGAAUCCGAUGAUUUUUUGGGUCAAACAAUUAUUGAAGUUAGGACAUUGUCAGGAGAAAUGGAUGUAUGGGAUGAAGAUGAUGAUAUUCGUGCUAAAUUAAUGCAAAAAUUAACGAGAGAAUCAGAUGAUUUUUUGGGACAAACGAUAAUUGAAGUUCGAACAUUAUCAGGAGAAAUGGAUGUCUGGUAUAAUUUAGAAAAACGUACCGAUAAAUCGGCUGUUAGUGGUGCUAUUCGUUUACAUAUUAGUGUAGAAAUUAAAGGAGAAGAAAAAGUUGCUCCAUAUCAUGCACAAUAUACGUGUCUACAUGAAAAUUUAUUUUAUGCAUUAUGUGAAGCUAACAAUGGUCAACCAAUUAUACCAGACGCAAAAGGAGAUGAGGCAUGGAAGGUAUUUUUUGAUGAUCCAUCACAAGAUAUUGUUGUUGAAUUUGCGAUACGUUAUGGUAUUGAGUCAAUUUAUCAAGCCAUGACUCAUUUUGCUUGUCUUUCAAAUAAAUAUAUGUGUCCGCGUGUUCCAGCCGUUAUGUCAACACUACUAGCAAAUAUAAAUGCUUUCUAUGCACAUACAACAGCAACAACAGCUGUUUCAGCUGCUGAUCGAUUUGCAGCAUCGAAUUUUGGCGUACGUUUUACAU